CUCUCUAUCUCAGGUCACUCCCUCCUCCGCGCUGUCAGCAGCAGCUCCUUACGCGGUUCAAACUUAGCUCUUUCGCUCCGAAUCUGCUCCGUCGUCACUUUUCUUUAGUUCUCGCCUGUUUUUUAAGCUUUAAACUGUUUUUAAUCGUUUGCUGAGGACUGUGACGCGAAGACUCGCGGAAGGGAGGACUUGUCGAGUUUUCUUCGCCAGCAGCAGUUGAAGAGCAGCGGGGGGAGAUGACCAGCUGAGGACUGGGAAUCUUAAAAAAACACGGGGCCUGUUUCUGUAAUGAUUGAUCAAUGCUGCCACAAUGGCGUUAAAGGCACAGGUUUUAUAUGACUUCGCCGCUGAGCCCGGCAACAAUGAGCUGACAGUGAGAGAAGGCGAGACAAUCACUAUCACCAAUAAGGGUAUUGGAGGGGGUUGGAUUGAAGCACAGAAUUCAAGAGGAGAAGUUGGACUGGUGCCUGAAGAUUACAUUGAGUUCAAAAAUGAAUUUCCUGCAUUUCCAGCAGCAUCGACGGCACCCCCUUCAAAUGCAGAAAACGUCGCAUAUCAGGACCUUUCUGUCUUUGAUGCAUUUGCACCUCUAUCAACAGCUGCACAAUACCAGGUGGAAUCUGGGGCUUUGAAUCCCGUUCCAGACACCCCAGACACCCCAGUUACCCCUUUCUUCCCGUCCCCCGAGGAGGCCAGCAAUGGUAAUGAUCCCUGGUCAGCGUGGAAUGCAGACCCUUCAGGGGGCACAAACAACAACUGGGCCUCUAAUGCAGAGGGCACUCAGACUGGGAAGAGUGCUGCUGACCCCUGGGGCAAUGUAUCACAGGGUCACCCUCAGGCUUACCAAGGCCCAGCCAAAGACAUCUACCCAUAUCCUUACCUUAUUGAUUACACAGCGGCAGAGGAUGAUGAGUGGGAUGAUGAAUGGGAUGACAUGAAAUCAAAUGCCGUCUACACAGAAUCUGGGGAAGCUGGUGGAAUACAGAGAGGAGGAAUGCAUGCUUCGUCAAUGAAAAUAUCCCUCAAUAAAUUUCCAGGAUUCUCCAAGUCUGGUCCUGAGCUCUACCUUCUGUGCAAACAGAUUGCAAAAGGGAAAGACAAGCUGUCAAUAUACGUGGGUGAGGUUGGUCCUGUAUGGUCUUACCCAGAAACCCAGAUAGACUGCAUCGUAGCUGAUCCCAAGAAAGGGUCCAAGAUGUACGGCCUCAAGAGCUACAUAGAGUACCAAAUCACACCCAAUACAACAAACCGACCUGUCAAUCAUCGAUACAAGCACUUCGAUUGGCUCUACGAGAGACUCCUGGAUAAAUUUGGGUCGGCCAUUCCAAUUCCCUCUUUGCCAGACAAGCAGGUGACAGGGCGUUUUGAGGAGGAGUUUAUUAAGAUGCGCAUGGAGCGGUUGCAGGGUUGGAUGUCCAGGAUGUGCAGACACCCUGUUAUUUCUGGCAGCGAUGUGUUCCAGCUUUUCCUCACAUACAAAGAUGAAAAGGACUGGAAGACGGGGAAGAGAAAAGCGGAAAAAGAUGAGACGGUUGGAGUGAUGAUCUUCACCACAAUCGAGCCAGAAGCUGCAGACCUGGAUCCUUCAGAAGUGGAGCAGAAAUGUGAGCAGUUCAGUAAAUUUACCAAAGCCAUGGACGACAGCGUGAAGGAAAUCCUCACUGUGGGAAACGAGCACUGGAAGAGAUGCACAGGACCUCUGCCAAAGGAAUACCAGAGAAUAGGAAAAGCCUUGCAGAACCUCUCUACUGUCUUCACAAGCAGUGGAUACCAAGGUGAGUCGACUCUAACCGAUGCCUUGACAGCGGCUGGAAAGACCUACGAGGAGAUAGCCCAGCUGGUGGCAGAGCAGCCUAGGAAAGAUCUUCACUUCCUCAUGGAGACCAAUAAUGAAUAUAAGGGUCUCCUUGGAUGCUUCCCAGAUACCAUUGGGGUCCAUAAGGCAGCUAUAGACAAGGUGAAGGAAGGGGACAAGCUGGUGGCUGCCAACAAAAUUACCACUCCUGACAAAGUAGCCAUGUCGAAACGUCUCAGCACCAUGUCUUACACUUUACAAGCUGAAAUGAACCACUUCCAUAGCAACCGUAUCUACGACUACAACCGGGUCAUGCAGCAGUACCUGGAGGAGCAAGUCAAGUUUUACGAGACGAUUGCUGCAAAGCUGAAACAAGCUCAUGGUCAGUUCACUACAAUGUGAGAGCAGUCUCACACUACAAGACACAACGUUUAAUCAAAUCCUGCCAAAAGCGCUUUUGCUUGCGUUGCAUCUUUACUCUCUCACUCUACAAUUAAAAUUUCACUUCUGUAUUUCUUGCACGCUGA
Molecule: messenger RNA, 2322 nt
Organism: Xiphophorus hellerii (green swordtail)
Lineage: Eukaryota; Metazoa; Chordata; Actinopteri; Cyprinodontiformes; Poeciliidae
Gene: snx9b
Product: sorting nexin 9b
Exons: 20
Coding region: 311-2197 (628 amino acids)
Biological process (GO): plasma membrane tubulation; endosomal transport; endocytosis
Cellular component (GO): cytoplasmic vesicle; plasma membrane
Molecular function (GO): protein binding; phosphatidylinositol binding
Source: RefSeq, a predicted model, not a curated record